UUUUUCUUGUAUAUAUUUAGUUGAAUGCUUCGAUCUUUUUGGGUCGUGUGCAUUAUAGUGUUAAAAAUAAUAAUAUAAUUCAUUUAAAAAAUUGAAUCUCAACCUCAUCAGAAUCAUCGAUAUUAUUUUUAAACAAUAUGGCUCGGAAGGAAGAACCUAAAAUUCAGCCAAACAAUGAAUUAGAAAAGAAGAUCAUAGAAGCUUUCGAAGUGUUUGACCAUUCCGGGAAGCAGGUUGUGGACGUCAGGGAAGUAGGAACUAUACUCAGAUCUCUGGGAUGCUGUCCAACGGAGGUCGAGAUACAAGAGGUGAUACUGGCAACGGAAAAUAAAGAAGCUUCGGGAAACGUUCCGCUUCAAAAUUUUCUGCCGUACAUGUGCAAAGUUAUGACUGAACACAGAUUGUGUCCGGCAACUGCAGAAGUGCUUCUGGCCGCAUUUCGAUACUUCGACAAGGAAGGUCGUGGAUACAUCACUAAAGAAAGGUUCGCGACCUUAAUGUUGGAGGAAGGAGAGCCAUUUACCGAGGAAGAAUUCGAUGAAAUGAUGCAGACAGCUCUCGAUCCUGUGACUGACACCAUCACAUAUGAAUAUUACAUCAAUCAAUUGCUGGUGGCACCAAUGGAUGUUUAUAAAACAGCUGAUGCUGUAGAAGAGGAAUGGAAAAAGCGAGAAGCAGCUGCUCCAAGGAGGAGACGUGCCUCAUCUUUGCUCCGUGCCGCCCGGAAUUAACUAUAUUAUGUUGAAGAUGAAGCUGUCGAACAAUCGGAACCUCAACACUAAAAUUUUAUGAUUUUUGAUGAUAUUAUAGUUAUUUAUAUUUGGAAUACAAGAGUGAUGAGCUA
This is a messenger RNA of Leptidea sinapis, 844 nucleotides long. RefSeq names its product dynein regulatory complex protein 8. The transcript has 7 exons. Gene Ontology annotation, molecular function: calcium ion binding. Bases 138 to 731 code for a protein of 197 amino acids. The record is from RefSeq and is a predicted model, not a curated record. Lineage: Eukaryota; Metazoa; Arthropoda; Insecta; Lepidoptera; Pieridae.